GGCUCGCUAAUGGUGGACGCGUGAGGCGGAGGAGCGCGGCGGCGGGAGGCAGCGGGCAGCGCGGCGGCGGCGCCAUGUCCGUGAACAUGGACGAGCUCAAGCACCAGGUCAUGAUCAACCAGUUCGUGCUGACGGCGGGCUGUGCCGCCGACCAGGCGAAGCAGCUGCUGCAGGCGGCCCACUGGCAGUUCGAGACGGCUCUUAGCGCCUUUUUCCAGGAGACCAAUAUCCCCUACAGCCACCACCACCACCAGAUGAUGUGCACUCCUGCCAACACCCCUGCCACGCCCCCCAACUUCCCUGAUGCCCUCACCAUGUUUUCCCGUCUCAAGGCUUCCGAGAGCUUUCACGGUGGUGGCAGUGGUAGCCCAAUGGCCGCCACGGCCACGUCCCCCCCGCCGCACUUCCCCCACGCCGCCACCGGCAGCUUCGCGGCCCCGAGCUGGCCGACUGCGGCCUCGCCCCCAGGGGGGCCACAGCACCACCAGCUGCAGCAGCCGCCCCUGUGGACUCCGGCACCUUCCUCCCCAGCGUCAGACUGGCCACCCUUGGCCCCCCAGCAGGCCACUUCAGAACCAAGGGCCCACCCUGCCAUGGAGGCCGAGAGAUAAGGGAGGCCCCUCCCCCCUCCCGGAGGCCAGGACCCUGUGGGGCGGGGGAGAGGAUGUCUCUGUGGGCCCCCUUCACCCUCCUCUGUCUGCACCCCCCGUUCCCCGGAGCCCUGGAGGGGAGAGACUGGACCUUGGUGCCAGCACACAGGCUGCCCACGCACAGACAUGGAUGCGCAGGCACGGGGCACCCACCUUGCAUGGAUUUGGUUCAGAGUUGUCUUGGUGCUGGUGGACAGAACUUCAGAGAACAAGCAGCCUUCCCCAGAGGACUUGCUCGCCCUGCCCCAGCCCAGGGGGCUGCGGAAAAUCGCCACAGCAGCGGAGACUUGGCUGGCUCCUGUCUUGGAGCUCCUUGGGGGCCAGCAGGCCUAGAUCCCCACCCUUGGGAAUGCAGAGCCUUCUCCGCAUGUGUGUGUGUAGCUGUGUCUGUAUUUAUAUGUAUGUCGCUCUCCAAGAAGCAACCUAGUUUAUGGGGCAGCUGGACUUUGCAUGUUAGAGUGAGCCCCCAAGCCCCUUGCCCGCCACCCCUCUCCCCAGGGCCCUGCCUCUCUCCCGCCCCCUUGUCAGCCAGCCUUGCUGUUCCCUGCACAGAAAAGAAUUGUGGGAAACUCCAGGACUCUUCCCACCCAUUCCCCAGCGCCUGCCUGCUGGGGCUGCCUGCAUGCCUCCCCCAGAGCCCGGGGGUACCUCACACCCUUUCAAUUCCCCCUUUUAACAGAAGAAAGAGUUCAAACCACCA
Messenger RNA from Neomonachus schauinslandi (Hawaiian monk seal), 1350 nucleotides. It is a transcript of the gene UBALD1, whose product is annotated as UBA like domain containing 1. Gene Ontology annotation, molecular function: protein binding. The transcript is spliced from 3 exons. The record is from RefSeq and is a predicted model, not a curated record. NCBI's taxonomy places the organism in Eukaryota, Metazoa, Chordata, Mammalia, Carnivora, Phocidae. Bases 75 to 611 code for a protein of 178 amino acids.